Gadus morhua (Atlantic cod) is the source of this 1111-nucleotide messenger RNA. RefSeq names its product putative C-type lectin domain family 20 member A. The record is from RefSeq and is a predicted model, not a curated record. The transcript is spliced from 3 exons. Lineage: Eukaryota; Metazoa; Chordata; Actinopteri; Gadiformes; Gadidae. The coding region runs from base 9 to 524 and encodes 171 amino acids.
AAUAUGUCAUGGUUAGACAGGUGUUGAGCUGGACGGGUGCGCAGGUGUACUGCAGGAAGCAUCACACGGACCUGGUCAGCAUCAGGAACCCAGAGGAGAACCAGGCUCUCUGGGAUGUAGUUGGUGGCACUGGACGUCAUGUCUUGAUUGGCCUCUUCAAAGAUGCGUGGCACUGGUCAGACAAGCGCAACUCCUCCUUCAGGCUCUGGGAGAAGGAUUCAUUUGUUCCGCUGUUCUCUCAAAGUUGCGCUGUGAUGACUAGCGCAGGUUCUGCUGGAUUGAACCAACGAUCCUGUGCUGAGUUGCAUCCGUUUUUCUGUACAUGUACGAGAAGAUGGGUUGUCAAGGUGAAGGUGCGUUCAGAGGACAUCCAGGAACUGAAUGACCCUGCCACCUUAAAACAAACCCAAAAGCUGCUCAACGAAGCAGCUUUGAGCAACCACCAUAAGAUAACGUGGAGAACCAAUUCUGACGGACAGGUCUUCACCAAGGAGCAGUGUCAGGAAGAAGACUGCAAUGUUUAAACUGAUCCUCUGAACGAGUAUCACAAAUCAGUAGAUUAUAGAUAUCUAAAGUCUGUCUGCAGAUGACCUCAAGUCUAAUGAAAGGAAACCCCUAUUUUUUUCUUAGGAACCCCAUUAUAUUCCAUUUAAGGAUGAAUAGCAGAACUAUAACAGGAAUGAAGAUGCAAAGAACUAAUUAUUUUUGUAGGGACCAUGCAUGCCAAUGGGGUCACAUGUGUCUUAUACCUUAAAGAGAUGAUAAGCUCGGUUUUCUGGAUGCAUUGGAUCCUGUGUUUCAGGGUAACAGAUUUAGGUAUAAUGAAGUAAUUGCGUUCCUGAAUGUAUAAUCAUGAGUUUGCUAUACAUGACAAAUUAUACAGUUUGAGUAGCUGUAUGAUGUCACUAAAGAAGGGUUAGCCUUAAAGAGUAUAUGAGGCUCAGCUUCUGAUCAGAAUGUUGGAGCUACAGAGACUGCUGAGGGACACAUGUCCACUCCACAUUCAGGUUCAGGGCUGAGCAUUGACUUGGCAUGAUUUUACUUUGCUUAGAUAGAUAGAGAGAUAGAUAGAUAGAUAGAUAGAGAGAUAGAGAGAUAGAGAGAUAGAGAG